This is a messenger RNA of Macrosteles quadrilineatus (aster leafhopper), 1163 nucleotides long. RefSeq lists its product as uncharacterized. The record is from RefSeq and is a predicted model, not a curated record. The coding region runs from base 71 to 331 and encodes 86 amino acids. The transcript is spliced from 3 exons. NCBI's taxonomy places the organism in Eukaryota, Metazoa, Arthropoda, Insecta, Hemiptera, Cicadellidae.
CGCCGUAUAAAACAUAAAGGCAUCUCAACCCCUCCACUACUGUGCGAGUGUUGCAGCUUUAGAACGGACCAUGGGUUAUAUUACGUGUGCUUUAGUCCUCCUGCUGGUGGUGCUUACGUCAUCAGUCCUUGCAUAUCCUUGGUCAGACAGCGGCGUGCCAUCCUCUCUCCACCGCACUGAAUGUGACACAAGUGAUGACGUUCAAACAUUAUGCCAGAGGUGUGCGAAGUCUACAAAGUCUAACAUCGUCUAUCCAAUGUGCUGUCGGGACCGUGAAGAGGCAAGAAAUUGGUGUUCCCAUUAUUUGGCUUUUGGAAUACAAGGAGAAUAAAGAAAAUGGGCUCUAUACCACUGCCUUGAAGGAUACCUUUCGUCUUUGUUGCAGAUUGUCCACGCCGAGCUGAAUGUUAUCUUACAAGGCUCAACUUAAUGUGAACUUUAAAAACAAGUUCACACUUAACAUCUAUGACAAUAAGAAAUCAUAAUACGUGUAGAUGUGAUAUUUUGAUAGUAGUUUGAACUACUUGUAUGGUGAGAGAAAACAGUUUUGUAUCAAUUAAGAUGCGGUAGAUAAAACCAAUACGUACAAAGUUAGGUUGUGAAAGUCUGAGUGUUAGUAUUAUGUAGCUUUACCUUUCUCAGAACAAUCGAAGUUAUUACUCAAUACAAUUUACUGAACGUAGAUUCGAUUGCCCAGCUUACUUACUUCAAAUGUAAAAGUAUGAAUGAAUUAGAUUUAGUUUUAAGAUUAAGUUAUACAUUAACUGAGUGGUUUUAACUGCUAAUGCUUUGUUUAAAAAGAAGAGUUUUUAAUGUUAUUUAAUUUUAAACACGAUUUCAAAUAGAGCAAAGUUGUGAAAUUAGUUUUGGCUAUUCCGCAAACAUCGAUUAGGAUUUAAAAAUCCAGUUCUUGUACUAAAAAAGAACAGGAAAAGUAAAAUGUUUACAAUGUAAGACAUACCUAAUAUCUAUUGAAUUCUGUCGUAUAAAGUUGGUUUGUAUUUUUUAACAGCUGUUUCUUGUGCUAUGAAUAAAACCACUCGGUUAGUUAGAAUGUGAUAUUGAUGUAAAAUUGUGUAUUUUUAGUGUUUUUGGUUAGUGGUUUCGUGUGUUUAGUGAAACAAUCAUAUGACAAAAUAUUAUCAAAUAUAAUCGGCUUUUUA